Molecule: messenger RNA, 3671 nt
Organism: Bombyx mandarina (wild silkworm)
Lineage: Eukaryota; Metazoa; Arthropoda; Insecta; Lepidoptera; Bombycidae
Gene: Np
Product: serine protease notopleural
Biological process (GO): proteolysis
Molecular function (GO): serine-type endopeptidase activity
Source: RefSeq, a predicted model, not a curated record
AUGGGCCCACCUUUAAGCAUUUGGCCGUACAGCCAACCGAACGCACGUAAAACAAUUCGCACGCAUACAAGUGAACGGAACGCGUCCGAGAAGUGUCUUAUCAAUAAUUACGUAAACAAUUUUCGUGUUUUCUGUAUGAAUUUCACAUUUUUGUUGUUGUUCUUUCAAAUCGUGUUCGGUUUUGGAUACGCGGCGGCCGGAGUCGUCUUGAACAUGGAUUAUUUGCAAGGUCCGGUGCCGAUAGCCAGAAAUAUAAGACAUCUGCCGUGCAUAUCAAGAAAGACAGGGCAAGAGGGCCUUUGUAUGUUUGCCAUUGACUGCCUCAAAGCGAAUGGAACACAUCUAGGAGCGUGUGUUGACCGAUUCUAUUUCGGUUCUUGCUGUCAAUUAUCCGAUAAGACGACAAUCCCCCAAAUAGUAGCAAACCACAUUGACGACAACUCUAUAGAUAGUUUCAUUAAAGACGACAAACUAUCAAAUAAAAUACCAGAAAUAUUCGCUACGAAAAAAACUACCACAGAGAAAACGGCAACAACUUUAGCUGACCAAGCUGACGCUGUACAAGAUCGAACUGAAUCUAUGGUUCUUGAGACGAAAUCCGACGAGCAAACGACUGCUUACAAUAAAAUCACUGAUAAUGUCAAAUUAACGACAGCUCUCAACGUGGAAACAACGACUAAAGCUGAAGCGAAACACACUGAAGCUAUUACUGAAGUGCCGGUCAGAUUGUCGACAUUCCAAACCGUUUCUGUUGGUUCGAACACUGAAAAAUCGACGGAAAACGUAGAAAAAAUCAAAACGACCACAAUAAAACCGUCGUCGACAACUGAGAAAGUCACGAAACCAGUCAAAGUGUCCAUGAGACCUACAAUCAUACGGCCUACAUACAAACCGUAUAAUUACACUAGACCUCAAUACACUCAGUCCACCUAUAGACCGACGAAACCAGUUUCCAUCAAACCACUUUCGACCAGGAAACCGCCGUACCGACCUCCGACAAAACGGCCGACCAGAAGACCACUGCCGUCACCGCCUAGAUUGAACAUCACCAUCCUCCCACAAACAACACCGAAGCCGCCCAAACCCAUCAACCUUACUACCGAAGUCGCAACUGACAAGUUCGAACCAACAGAACCGUUACCUUCUACAACGAACUUCGAAACGACCACAAAUAAACCUAGCGCCGUCUCCGAAGACACCACUGAGAAGACAACGGUUCAAGAAGAGGUCACUGAAAGAAUAACCAAAAUUGAAACUGAAGCACCCACUUCAGUGCCAAGCUCGACUUCAACAGAAUUCCCGCCCUUUGUGACGUGGUCAAACACAGUGGGCGCUACAACUAAGCCGCCAGAAAAAGAAACAGAAUCAAAUAAAGUCACCGAAUCCGAUGAAGAAACGUGGUCACCUAUAACGCCACCCGCAGGUUGGGUUCUACUAUCGACCGUUCCACCGAAACCGGAUACUUCAUCAACCACAACCACAACGACAGUAGUAACCACGACACCAGAAAUUUUAACUACUCAGAUACCGCUGACAACAACAACAAAACUAGUAACUACUGAGAAACCGCUGACAACACCAGCACCAACGACGACUACAACCGAACAACCAAAGACCACCCGAAAACCAACAACUACCACCAAAAAACCAGAUACCACAACUCAAACCACAAUAACCACUACAACUCAAAUUCCAACUACUACAACGCCAACAACAACACAAAAACCGGCUACAGCCCAACCACCAACAACAUCAACGGAAAAACCGACUACUACAACAGAGAAACCGAUAAAUUCAACCGCGAAACCAGUUACUUCGUCCGAAGCACCGUUAACGGAGGUUCCAACAGAAUACCCAACGAUUUCAAUCUCUGAUGCCCCUGUCUUAGAGUUCACAGUCAAUGUAACUCUUACUCCAAGUCCAUCCUCCACCGAAGCUAUUGGUUUGACCACGCUCAACGCAGUUUCCAGCGAAGCUACGACUGAAAAAGCAAGUAAUGCCACUACUGAAGCUGUAUUGGAGAGCACAACGCAGACCGUAGACGUUGAGACAACAACCGAAUUCAUAAAUAUGUCGGAUUACAAAAACGUAUGCGGUAGGAGGCUGUGGCAGGCGCCGCAGAGCCGGAUCGUGGGGGGAGACAAGUCCACCUUCGGGAUGUGGCCCUGGCAGAUAUCCUUGCGGCAAUACAGGACCUCAACGUAUCUACACAAGUGCGGGGCGGCUUUGCUCAACGAGAACUGGGCGAUCACGGCAGCUCAUUGCGUCGAACACGUACCGCCGUCGGAGCUGCUGGUCCGUCUCGGGGAGCACGACCUGGCCAACGAGGAUGAGCCCUACGGAUUCGCCGAGAGACGGGUCCAGAUCAUCGCGAGCCACCCUCACUUCGACCCGGCCACGUUCGAGUACGACCUGGCGCUGUUAAGAUUCUACGAGCCGGUUAAGUUCCAGCCUAAUAUCCUGCCAGUAUGCGUGCCUGACAAUGACGAUGACUAUGUCGGGAAGACUGCUUACGUCACGGGCUGGGGAAGACUGUACGACGAGGGCCCGUUGCCGAGUGUACUCCAGGAGGUUCGAGUGCCCGUGAUCAACAACACGGCAUGCGAGGCGAUGUACCAGGCCGCCGGCUACAACGAGCACAUACCGAACAUAUUUAUAUGCGCAGGCAGAACCAAAGGCGGGACCGACAGUUGCGAAGGUGAUAGUGGGGGUCCUAUGGUGGUACGCCGCGACCGCGACGACAGGUUCGUCCUGGGCGGCAUCAUAUCCUGGGGCAUCGGUUGCGCCGAGCCGAACCAACCCGGAGUCUACACCCGGAUAUCGGAGUUCAGGGAUUGGAUCAACCAGAUCCUGCAGUUCUGAGUGACGUUAUAUUAUCUAUUCUGGCUUUGACGCGAUUCGAAAUUCGAAUGUUGUAAUUUCGAUAAUAAUAAUUGAAUAAUCGAUAAUCGUAAUUCGUAAAUCGAUAAAUGAAUUUAAAAAAAAAAACUCAAAGAAACCAUGUAAAAUAGAACUCAAAGCUAUUGAGGCAUUUCUUAACAAAAUUAUUUAAAUACAAAUAGUUUAAUUAAUUAGCCGGUUCAAUCUUCCCAACAAAUUCGAACGGGUACAUAAUAAAUUAUUAUUUUUAACAAAAUUUAAACAUCAAUGAUUUUGUAGUAAUUUAAUAUACCUACAUCGUAAAAACAAAGAAUUUUGAACAACGAACAUUUGUGCCACUUAAGUCGUGACUCAUAAAACGUUACAUAUGACACACAAAAGUCACGUAAAGUAUUUGCGUCUCGUUCGCACUUCCAAUAACACAUACACACGAGCGAGAAGAAAACAAAAUUAAAUAGUACUAUAAUAUAGUUUCAUAUAUUUUUUUGUGUAAAAGAUUACAUCAAACUUCAAAUUACCACAAACGGAACGAUAGAUGGCGUUGUUCUAAAAAAAACCAAGACAAUUUGAAAAUAUUAGGAAAUUGCUCGGAAUUUUACAUCGACACGAUAACUACAUUUCAAGAAAAUAAAAUAUGGGAAUAUGUACUUCACAGCUAAGCAUUGAUUUGAAGCUUUGGACUCACAGCCUCAAUGUGGUUAGUUUCUUCUCUCUCUACCUUAAGUUUUAUUAAAAAGAAAUAUUGAAAAGUAUAAUAUUGCAUUGGAUUCCAUAUCAUUCUUAUUCAAAGU